CACCGCAGCAACGUGACUGCCACAAACAGGAAGUGGGAGAACAAAACCCACAACUUCUGAUCAAGCCGCCUGGUUUCGCUCUGUUAGGUCGUCAGCGGUCUGUCUGUCCCUCGGCACCGGGACAGCGCAGCGGAUUCGAGUGCAGCGGAACCCCAACCGGCGGGCAGGCAGUUAUGGGCUCCAUGUUUCGCAGUGAGGAGGUCUGCCUGGUGCAGCUCUUUCUUCAGUCAGGAUCCGCCUACAAUUGUGUCAGCGAGCUGGGAGAACUCGGCCUGGUUGAAUUCAGAGAUUUGAAUCCUAGUGUGAACUCCUUUCAGAGGAAGUUCGUCGGCGAGGUCAGACGAUGUGAGGAACUAGAGAAAACCGUCGCCUUCUUGGAGCAGGAGAUCAAUCGCUCACUGUCUCCACCCAUGCAGUGUCCCCUCCCUCCUCCGUGUCCGACCCCUUUGGCCCCGCAGCCCCGCGAGCUCAUCACCAUAGAGGAGGAGUGCGAGAGGCUGGCCAGAGAGCUCAAAGAGGUCUCCAGGAACCGAGACAGCCUCCGGGCUCAGCUGACCCAGCUCUGUCAGUACCAAGGAGUCCUGACCAGGACGCACACUCUCACAGCCUCACUGGCACCUCCACCUGUACUGGAAAGCCAAGGGCUGUUCGAUAACCGCCAAGACAUCCACCUCAGUUUUGUGGCAGGAGUGGUCCACCCGUGGAAGGUGCCUUCCUUUGAGCGGUUAUUAUGGCGGGCGUGUCGAGGUUAUAUCAUCGUGGAUUUCAGAGAAAUGGAGGAUCGACUCGUGCAUCCUGACACGGGGGAAAUGGUGCAAUGGACAGUGUUUCUCAUCUCCUUUUGGGGAGAUCAGAUUGGACAGAAAGUCAAAAAGAUCUGCGAUUGCUUCCGCACGCAGACGUUUGCGUACCCUGAGAGCACCGCUGAGCGAGAGGACAUUCUCCAGGGACUUCAGGGCAGAAUCGAAGAUAUCAAAUCGGUGUUGCACCAGACCGAGUCCUUCCUGCAGCAGCUGCUGAUGCGGGCGGUGGCCGUGCUCCCCCAGUGGAAAGUGCGCGUGCAGAAGUGCAAGGCGGUCCAGACGGUGCUGAAUCUCUGCAGCCCCUCCGUCACGGACAAAUGCCUGAUCGCCGAGGCCUGGUGUCCCGUUGCCAAGCUGCCGGAACUGCAGAGCGCUCUGAGAGAGGGGGGGAGGAAGAGUGGAAGCAGCGUUGACUCUUUCUACAACCGCCUGCCCUCCUCCACCCCUCCACCCACCCUGUUUCCCAUCAACUCUUUCACAGCUGGUUUCCAGAACAUCGUCGAUGCCUACGGAGUGGCCAGCUACCGGGAAGUCAACCCAGCGGUGUACACCAUAAUCACAUUCCCCUUCCUGUUUGCUGUGAUGUUUGGGGAUGUGGGUCAUGGCUUACUUAUGUUUCUGGCUGCCCUCUGGAUGGUCCUUGAGGAGAAGGACCCCAAAUUGAAGAAAAACAACAAUGAGAUCUGGAGGAUGAUGUUUGGAGGAAGGUAUCUGAUUUUGCUGAUGGGACUGUUCUCCAUCUACACGGGGGCCAUUUACAACGAGUGCUUCAGCAGAGGCCUCAGUACCUUCAGCUCUGCGUGGCACGUCGGCCCGAUGUUCAAGAGCAACAAAUGGAAUGCUUCGGUCCUGGCGGGGAACCAGUACUUAUCCAUGGAUCCCGUUGUCCCUGGUGUUUUCACCACUCCAUAUCCCUUUGGCAUCGACCCGGUGUGGGGGCUGUCCAACAACAAACUGACUUUCCUUAACUCGUACAAGAUGAAGAUGUCCGUCAUCAUCGGUGUCAUUCACAUGACGUUUGGAGUCUGCUUGUCAUUCUUCAAUUAUUGGCACUUUGGCCAGAGAGGCAGCGUGUUCUUUGUGCUGAUCCCUGAACUGUUCUUCAUGGUGUGUCUGUUUGGCUACCUGGUGUUCAUGGUGGUCUUCAAGUGGAUCGCCUACACUCCGGCUCACUCCAAAAUCGCUCCCAGUAUACUUAUCCACUUCAUAGACAUGUUCCUAUUCACAGACAACCCUGACAACCCAAAGCUCUACGAAGGGCAGAUUGCUGUGCAGAAGACCCUGGUGGUACUGGCCCUGUGUGCUGUCCCUGUUCUCCUGCUUGGGAAGCCCACGUAUGAAUUCCUCGCAUUCAAAAGACGAGGACGUCAAGUGCAGGAAGACCGACGCGCGCUGGUGGCCGAAGAAGGCUCCAUCAACACCCGUCAAGGGGAAGCGGAGGAAGGAGCUGUGCACGAAGAGGAUUUUGAUGUCGCAGACAAGUUCAUGCAUCAGGCCAUCCACACCAUAGAGUACUGCUUGGGCUGCAUCUCCAACACGGCCUCUUACCUCCGACUCUGGGCUCUCAGUUUGGCACAUGCACAGCUGUCAGAGGUGUUGUGGGUGAUGGUGAUGCGCAUUGCCCUGAGGUGGGAGGGCUAUGUGGGAUCUGUAGUCCUCUUUGUGGUUUUUGCCUUCUUUGCUGUGUUGACCGUGUCAAUCCUGCUUGUGAUGGAGGGACUCUCUGCUUUCCUGCACGCGCUCCGUCUGCACUGGGUGGAGUUUCAGAACAAGUUCUACAGUGGAACAGGCUACAAGUUGUGCCCUUUCUCUUUCUCAUCUCUCAUCAAUGCAUCAGCUAAUAUAUGACCGACCAAACCACUACGUAGGACGGUUAUGUUAAUGUUGUAUGGUAAUGAAUACUUAGACUGCAACUAAUCACAUCAGAAUGACUUUGUCUUCCCGUCCUAACAUGGUUUAUUCUACUGCCUGUAGGCUGUAAAAUGGUUUAAUUGACUUGCGCAAUGAUCCCGACCGUAAAGACUGUUAUUCUUGAAAUAUUGAACGAGUUCCUAUAUGUUGAAUUGCAAUUGCAUUCAAUGGGAAAAACUAUACUUUUAUAUCCCCUUUCUGAUUAGUUUUAGUAGUACUUAGCUCAAACAAAUUGUAAUCGUUUACACUUUAUGAACAUUCAUUAUAGACAUAGAUUCUGAAAAGGGAAAGGACACCAAUUAAUGAAUCUGUUCAGAAGUUUAAGGGAAGGUAUGAUUGUUGAAUUUGUGUAUAAGUUUGCCCCGCAGUAUUCUUCAAUUGACGGCAGGGAAAUACAUGAAUGAUUUUGAGCCAAAGACACCUUCGCCUCAUUGUCCUGUCUUCCGAGGACCAGUUUUUAAUUGGUUGUAAUGUUUUUUUCAGGUGCCUUACUGCGACUGAGUGCUUGUUUAUCUUUUAAGUCUUUUAGACAGAUAAUAACUUUCAUUAACUUACCACUAUUUAGAACAAAACUCUGCCUGAACAUUUUUUUCUGCCGGUUUGCACUGUAAAAUUGAUCCAAUUUGAACUGAAAUUAAAUAUUAUUCUGUUGUAUAA
Molecule: messenger RNA, 3371 nt
Organism: Gasterosteus aculeatus aculeatus (three-spined stickleback)
Lineage: Eukaryota; Metazoa; Chordata; Actinopteri; Perciformes; Gasterosteidae
Gene: tcirg1b
Product: T cell immune regulator 1, ATPase H+ transporting V0 subunit a3b
Biological process (GO): proton transmembrane transport; vacuolar acidification
Cellular component (GO): vacuolar proton-transporting V-type ATPase complex; plasma membrane; vacuolar proton-transporting V-type ATPase, V0 domain
Molecular function (GO): ATPase binding; proton-transporting ATPase activity, rotational mechanism
Source: RefSeq, a predicted model, not a curated record